Macrosiphum euphorbiae (potato aphid) is the source of this 507-nucleotide messenger RNA. NCBI's taxonomy places the organism in Eukaryota, Metazoa, Arthropoda, Insecta, Hemiptera, Aphididae. The record is from the annotation of a GenBank genome assembly.
AUGACAUGUCAUUUUAUCGAUGAAUUUUCAUAUAAACGGUCUUCAUAUGUCUUAAGUUGUAAGCGAAUAAAAGGUAGCAAUAACUAUUUGAAUAUUCAUGAUGUAAUAACUGACAUUUGUGAUGCUUAUCAAAUUAAGAGUUCUAAAAUCACCUAUAUUAUAACCGAUAAUGCUAGUGGCUUUGGCAAAGCAUUCCGUACAUUUUCAAAAAGCUCAACAAUUGAAUCCGAUCCUCAUCAUGUAGGUAAUUUAGACGAGUUAGAUACUGAUGAAGAUACACAAAUUGAUGGUGAUAAUGAAAAUAAUCUGUCCAGUCCUAUUGAUAUUGAAUAUGUUGAUGUUGGUCAGUUACUUUAUGAAUCAAAUAGUUCUGAUUGUACUAAUUUUAGUUUGCCUGAUCGCCCGACCUGUUGUGCCCAUACUUUGAAUUUAAUAGCCACUACUGAUGUAGCAAAAAUAACCGAUAAAAACUAUAUAAAUAUUUCCAAACAAGUUUUUAGUAAAUAA